GUCUGUCGACAUGCAUACGAGGUUUUGAAAGUUAUGAUGACUGUCCAGGUGGCGCUGUUUGUAGUCAUUCUUGGUUUAGUUGAAGGGCUGAGAGUGAAACGAGAUUUGUUCCAGCUAGCCGAGAUGAUAGUAGAUACCACAGGAAGAGAUCCACUCAACUUCAAUGGAUAUGGAUGUUACUGUGGAUGGGGAGGUAGUGGAACCCCUGUGGAUAAAGAUGACAGAUGCUGUCAACAACAUGAUGACUGCUACGGUCAAGUAACAACAGACCUUCCGGACUGCUCACCAAAAUGGAACCACUACAAAUGGAACAUCAUGGAUAAAACAGUUGAUUGUCUUGAUCAAACGAAAAAGGUCAAAAGUAAAAGCACAUCUAUUUUAUUCAAGCGCAAUGAAAACUGUCCAAGACGAAUCUGUGAAUGUGAUAAAGCUCUAGUGGAAUGUUUAUACAAAAAUCAAUAUCACAAUGAAAACUACAAACUUGACAAAGGACUAAAAUGUAAAACUGCGGACAAAAAAGGUCAAAUGUAAUUUAGAAUCAAUUAAAAUGGGAGAUGAACAGACAUCAGUAUCAUAUCACACCAAUCUGCAGAUGAAGAUCUUCUCUCAAAUGAUGGUGCUCAUUACGCUUGACAUUGGUUUUCAUUCAAAACAUUGGUUUUGGAAGACAUUGGAAUUUACAUCGACACUCUAGAGCUUAGUUCUAUCUUAAAUAUUUCAUUUUCGAUAAACCAAAUGAAUUGCACUUUUUUUUAAAUUUCAUUCUAUUUAAGGGGUUGGGGAGAGGACGAUACGGUAUUUUGGCCACGGUGUACCUACAGAACGUGCCAAUGCUAAAAUCGUUGCUCUUUUGUCGAUAAGUCUUUAAUGUCAUUUGUAUCUCUCAUAUACUGUAAGAAUAAACUACUCUAUGGAUUUGUA
Molecule: messenger RNA, 921 nt
Organism: Mytilus californianus (California mussel)
Lineage: Eukaryota; Metazoa; Mollusca; Bivalvia; Mytilida; Mytilidae
Product: basic phospholipase A2 homolog 1-like
Exons: 5
Coding region: 34-531 (165 amino acids)
Biological process (GO): lipid catabolic process; arachidonate secretion; phospholipid metabolic process
Molecular function (GO): A2-type glycerophospholipase activity; calcium ion binding
Source: RefSeq, a predicted model, not a curated record